UCAGCAGGAAAUGGUGGCUGCUAUGGGGACAGCCACGAUAGAGGACUGGGAAGAGAAGAAAUGAGCAAAGCCAAGAAGGGUGGGCGAAGAGAAAGGCAAAGACCCAAGAUAGGGAUCCAAGAAGAUUAGUCUUUACUGUGACAUCAUAAGAACAGUUGCCUUGGGAGACCUGCAGACCCACCUCCUAGGCAGGGGAGAGCAGGCCCUGCUGCACACAAGGCCUGGCCACUCCUCCCCCAUCAUACUGGCCCUCCAUGGAAGCCUUGGUCUGUGCAUUCUCUGAGCUUCGAAUAAGAGAAGAUGCAGUGAGCUGGGCCCCAGGACGCCCCAGCCACCCUGACACACCACCCAACAUCUAUGAGGGAGGGCUGGGGGCCCAGCAGCAGCAGGGCCCUGGUGCCCAGGGAAGCAAGCCUAAGAACUUCCGAUUGCGUCACCUCAGGAGCCUCGCUCUCUACCUGCCAGGCCACAUGCAGCCUGCUGGUCAAUGUGGAAGCCACUGGCUAGGCCGGCUCAUGGCUGGAGGCAGCCUGCCACGGCCUGAAGGCUUGGCCUGGCCCCUGGACCUGCCACAGGGGACCCUGGGUCCAGGUAACAGCCAUUGCUCAACCCUUCUGGAAGCCCAACUGCCCAGGGACAGCCUGGGAAAUACAGCUUCCAGUUCCAGCAUGGACCCAGCCAAGGGUGUCCCCUCCCAGUCUGGUCCCCCUGAGGGCUUGGGACUCAGGCCCAAGAGGUCCUGGAGAGCCUUGGAGGAGACCAUGUGUCCCUUGUGCAAGAGAACCCGCUCUGGGGCCUUGGAGAGGACAUAAGGAUCCAAAGUGCCAGGGCUGGGGAUAGUAGGGGAAGGAUGGCCGAGGAGGAGGAGGCCAGGUUUACUGAGGAAGGGUUCAGUCCCAGCAGCCACCCUCCCACUGAGAUGGCCCCCAUAGUUGCCCAGCACCAGACCUGGGUUAGUCUGGGGAAAGUAUGAGGGAGGGAGGAAGUCGUCCCAUGGGGGGGACAGAAGAAAUGGAAGCAUGCCUGUGCCCUUGCAGCCUGCCCAAACUCCGGUCAGCCACUUGUACCUGGGAGGCCAGGCCGAGCAGAGAAUCUGGUUCCUGAGAGACUAGGUAGUCCUCAGGUCUAAUCUCAGUAAAAGCCAAGGCCUGCA
This is a messenger RNA of Phodopus roborovskii (desert hamster), 1153 nucleotides long. RefSeq names its product chromosome unknown C16orf90 homolog (gene CUNH16orf90). Bases 255 to 812 code for a protein of 185 amino acids. NCBI's taxonomy places the organism in Eukaryota, Metazoa, Chordata, Mammalia, Rodentia, Cricetidae. The transcript is spliced from 4 exons. The record is from RefSeq and is a predicted model, not a curated record.